Messenger RNA from Octodon degus (degu), 2571 nucleotides. Its product is annotated as kinesin-like protein KIF19. The transcript is spliced from 17 exons. Gene Ontology annotation, molecular function: microtubule motor activity; microtubule binding; ATP binding. The coding region runs from base 10 to 2571 and encodes 853 amino acids. The record is from RefSeq and is a predicted model, not a curated record. NCBI's taxonomy places the organism in Eukaryota, Metazoa, Chordata, Mammalia, Rodentia, Octodontidae. Gene Ontology annotation, biological process: microtubule-based movement.
CAACAGCUCAUGGUGGCGCUUCGGAUCCGCCCACUCAGUGAGGCUGAACUGGAGGAAGGAGCCACCAUCAUCGCCCACAAAGUAGGGGACCAGGCAGUUGUGCUCAUGGACCCUGGUGAGGACCCUGAGGACACCCUGCGCGCACACCGGUCCCGGGAGCGCACCUUCAUCUUUGACAGAGUUUUUGACCACCACUCAUCACAGGAAGACGUGUACUCUGCCACCAUCCAGCAUUUGGUAGAGGGUGUCAUUUGUGGAUACAAUGCAACAGUGUUUGCCUACGGCCCCUCAGGUGCAGGGAAGACCCACACCAUGCUGGGUAUGGAUGCAGAGCCUGGCAUCUAUCUGCAGACCCUCACUGACCUCUUCCAGGCCAUUGAGGAGACCCGGGACAACAUGGACUACAGUGUGUCCAUGUCUUACUUUGAGAUUUAUAAUGAAGUUAUCCGGGACCUCCUGAACCCAUCCUCUGGGUUUCUAGACCUGAGAGAAGAUUCUAGGGGCAGCAUCCAGAUUGCUGGCAUCACAGAGGUCUCCACAUUGAAUGCCCAAGAGAUCAUGCAGCUCCUCACCAGGGGCAACCGGCAACGCACACAGGAGCCCACGGCCACCAACAAGACGUCCUCACGUUCCCAUGCAGUGCUGCAGGUGACAGUGCACCAGCGGCGGCGUGGCCGAGACCUGGCAGAGGAAGUGCAUCUUGGCAGGCUUUUCAUGGUGGACCUGGCUGGCUCAGAGCGUGCUUCCCAGACUCAGAACCGUGGCAAGAGGAUGAAGGAGGGCGCGCACAUCAACCGCUCCCUGCUGGCGCUGGGCAACUGCAUCAAUGCACUCAGCGAGAAGGGCGGUCGCGCGCAGUAUGUCAACUUCCGGGACAGCAAGCUCACACGCCUGCUGAAGGACGCCCUGGGAGGAAACAGCCAUACCGUGAUGAUUGCCCACAUCAGCCCAGCCAGCAGCAGCUUCGAAGAGUCACGAACCACACUGCUCUAUGCAUACAGGGCUAAAAACAUCAAGACGAGGGUCAAGCGCAACCUGCUAAAUGUCUCCUACCGCAUUGCGCAAUACACGGAUGUCAUCUCAGACCUACGCAGGGAGAUUGAGCAUCUCAAAUCAAAAAUUGAGAAGCAAGAGAAGAACAAAAGUGAACCUGGCAUCCCGGAUGUUCAAGUCACAAUUGCCCCCCACGAUGCAGAAGAGGAAAGCCACCGGCAGAUGAACAAGAUCCGGGCACAACUCAUCGGGGCCUUUAAAGAGCAGAUGGAGAUGCGGCACAGUCUGGUGGAGCUGGAGAAUACCAACCUCGAACUGCACAUGGACCUGUCCCGCCACCUGCUGACCAUUGCAGACUGGGAGCAGGAGAAGAGCGACCUCCACAUGCAGAGAGACCAGGGCGAGCUGGAGAAGGAUGAGGAGCUGGCAGACACUGAGGGGGAGGAUGCGCCCACAGAGCCACAUGAGGUGGCUGUGGCUAGAGAAGAAGUCAACCUCCUGUUAGCAGAGCAUCGGAAAACCUCAGCCCUCAAGGCCGGCCUGGAGCAGCGGCUGGCCCACGCCAAGCAGAAGGCCUCACAGAUGGAGACACUGCUGCCUGCCCAGGUGACCAGCAAGGACCAGCGAGAGGUGCUGCGGCUGCUGUGCAGGGCCCACGAGCUGGAGGUGGAGAACACGGAGCUGCGGGCCGACAGCCUGUGCCGCAAGACCCUGCUGUGCCAGAAGGACUUGGUGAUCCAGCGCUGCCACCAGCACCGGCGGCUCUGUGAGCAGCUCAUCCGGGGGCAGCAGCAGUUGAUGCAGGACAGUGGCAUCCAGGUACCAGAGGCCCUAGAGAGACAGUACCAGCUAUAUUUCCGGGAGCUAGGUGAGGGCACGCUGGACCGCUUGCUGCUACUGCACUCUGGGAUGGCCAGUUCGCUGCAGACAACAGUGAUGCCCUGGGGCCCCAGGGACAGCCAGGGACCUCUGACCAUUCCCUUUGGUACUGAUUUCCUGCAGAAGCCGAGCACCCUGACUAUGAAGAGCCUCAUAAGCAAGCUGAACCCCCCCGCUGGUCUGGAGCUGGGUGCCCAUUGGCCGAUGGGGGAGGCUGGAAGCCCAGCCCUGAGUGUCCAGGCCCUCAAGGAGAUGGCCCUCGGCACCAAGAGCAUCGCCCGCAUUGCAGCCAGCCGGCGCUCCAAGGCACAGGACCAGGAGGGCAGUAGCAGCCGCUCCUCCCGUCACCUUCUGGAGGAGGCAGCCCUGGACUCUAGGAACCCAAAGCCCAGUGCCACCCCAGACCUCAGCCCUGCACAGAAAACAUGGCCCCCUGCCAGCCCCAGCAGGGACCGCUCCAUGGAAAGGAAGGCCAGGAGGAAGCGGUCACCCUCUAUCGCCUGCAGCGUACAACCGGUGACAGAGAAAGCUGCCCUCUCUGUGGAACAUUUGGCAGAGAGUCAGACCUCAAAGUCAUCAGGAAAGGGCUUUUUCCCAGCUGUCCUUGCAGCCUCCAAGAGGAAACCCACCCUCAGUGUUCACACAGGGAGAACCCACAUCGAGAGGUGCCUUCGAAAUGGCAACAUGGUGAUCCCGUAA